Messenger RNA from Hyaloperonospora brassicae, 273 nucleotides. The record is from the annotation of a GenBank genome assembly. NCBI's taxonomy places the organism in Eukaryota, Oomycota, Peronosporomycetes, Peronosporales, Peronosporaceae.
AUGGAUCGCGCAAUCGAUGAAUUGCGCGAUGACCUGAAGCACGAGCGCGACCGGCGCUACGCUUUGACUGAUACCGUGUGGAAGAACCGCAAGGAUCACGAGGCUGAUCGGGCGAGGGAUCGCGCCGAUUAUGCCACAGCGCAGCUUCAGGUCGAUCGGGAUGUCCGCUCCCUAUUCGGCGAGCUGGCGACAGCUCGCGGGGAGAUAUCUCGGUUAAGUUCCGAGGUAUCAUAUCUGCGCGACCAGACGGAUCGUCUGGAGCGCGAACGCUAG